AUGUCUGAACGAAAAGUCCUCACCAAAUACUAUCCCCCGGACUUCGAUCCGUCCAAGAUCGCCCGCACGCCCAAACAUCUGCGACCGACCGGACCCAAGACCAUCCCCGUGCGACUGAUGGCGCCGUUCAGCAUGAAGUGUACAUCUUGUGGCGAAUACAUCUACAAAGGGCGCAAGUUCAACGCGCGCAAGGAGACCACCGACGAGAAGUAUCUCGCCAUCACCAUCUACCGCUUCUACAUCCGCUGCACGAGAUGCAGUUCCGAAAUCACCUUCAAGACUGACCCGAAGAACAUGGACUAUACUUGUGAACGCGGGGCCAAACGCAACUUCGAGUCGUGGCGGGACUCGGACAGUGCCGAGUUGAAAGAGACUGAUGAACAGCGUCUGGACCGGCUGGAGAGGGAGGAGGCCGACGAGGCCGAGACCGCCGAACGAAACGCCAUGGAAGAACUCGAGCAGAAGAUGGAAGAGAGCAAGCGCGAAAUGCAGGUCGCCGACGCCUUGGAUGAAAUCAUGCAGAGGAACGCCCGGAUAGAGCGCGGCGAGAAAGGCGUCAAAGAAGACCAGGCUCUCAGCCAAGUCCGAGACCUGGCCAGAGAACAACGAGAGGCUGAGGAGCGGGCAGAUGCUGAGGCGGCGCGGAAGGCGUUCGAGGCCGCCAACGUCGAAAGAGCCCGGCUUGAAGAAGACGCCAAACUGCAGGCCCAGCAUGCUUCCAAACUGUUGGACUCGCCUGCAGAAUCGCCACCCGCACCAACGUUCGACAGGGUCAAGAAGUUCAAGAAACCCCUGGUUCCGGGCUUAGUGCGGAAGACUGAGCCAGCGGUUCAACCGCCACAGCCAGCAGUCGUGUCGAAACCAGCUGGGCUGGAUCUUGGAGACUAUGAUUCUGAUGAUGACUAG
Capronia coronata CBS 617.96 is the source of this 906-nucleotide messenger RNA. RefSeq lists its product as uncharacterized. The record is from RefSeq and is a predicted model, not a curated record. Gene Ontology annotation, biological process: mRNA splicing, via spliceosome. Bases 1 to 906 code for a protein of 301 amino acids. Lineage: Eukaryota; Fungi; Ascomycota; Eurotiomycetes; Chaetothyriales; Herpotrichiellaceae. The transcript has a single exon. Gene Ontology annotation, cellular component: U2-type catalytic step 1 spliceosome.